Messenger RNA from Archocentrus centrarchus (flier cichlid), 8330 nucleotides. Its product is annotated as phosphatidylinositol 4-kinase beta-like. Gene Ontology annotation, molecular function: 1-phosphatidylinositol 4-kinase activity. Gene Ontology annotation, cellular component: membrane; cytoplasm. The record is from RefSeq and is a predicted model, not a curated record. Gene Ontology annotation, biological process: phosphatidylinositol-mediated signaling; phosphatidylinositol phosphate biosynthetic process. The transcript is spliced from 14 exons. Bases 216 to 3152 code for a protein of 978 amino acids. NCBI's taxonomy places the organism in Eukaryota, Metazoa, Chordata, Actinopteri, Cichliformes, Cichlidae.
GGAUGUUGCGUCACCACUGCUUUAAAGCAGACAGAGCCGAUCCGAGCCAGGCCACAAAUCCGGAGCGGAUGGAUCGAGUCCGAACCUGAAGUCGUGGACUGAGAGCCGCACCGGGACGUGGACCAAAGGGCCGUAGACGGAGCGGACUGAAGACCGAGUUUCGGAGCUUUAAAGCGUGCUGAAAGCGCCUCGGUAUACGGGACUCCUCUUCCAAAAUGGCCGAUGCCGAUGUGUCCCCGUCCCCGGCUCUCCAUUCGCUCCGCCUUUCGCACUCUGUUCCUCCCCCUCCUCCUGCCUCAUCCUCCUCCCCGACAACCUUCUCCUGCCCCUCCUCACCCUCCAGUGCCUCCUCUUCCUCCUCUACUUCAUCCACUUCCUCUUGCUCUGAGAGCUCCUCAGACUUCCCCACUCACCAUCAUCACCACCACCAUCAUCACCACCACCACCACCCUCAUUACCGUCACCCUCGGCCACAGCUGCAGCUGCCCCCGCCCCCCCACGGCGAGCAGACUUCCUCACCUAGCGCCAGCCCCCGCAGCUCCUCCCCCAGCGGGAGCAUCGGCAGCACCGGCAGCCUCGGCAGCAGCAGCGCCAGUGAGGGCAUCGGCAGCAGCGGCACAUCGAGCGGGGGCGACCCGCGAGGACCGAGCCCCCCACUGGAUGUCAUCUCAGAGGACGCCAUGGAGAUGGACCUGGUCGUCGACCAAGUCAUUGACCCAGAGGUGGCGCUGAAGGCGUGCCAGGAAGUGCUCCUCAAAGUGAAGCUGCUGGACAACAAGCAGCAGGACGAUCAACAGCAGCACUCAACAGAUGUGGCUGAGCGUGGCGCUGGGACGUGGCACAUCAACCCCGACACCAGCUCCAUCAAAGAGGAAGAUGAGGAACAGGAGGAAGGGCAGAAAGAUGGUGAAACAUCAUCCCUGUCUGAACCGACUCCGUCAGCUCAGCUGAAGUCUUCCUCACCGUCAUCGUCAUCGAAACAGUCGUGGCUGCUGCGCCUGUUUGAGUCAAAGCUGUUCGACGUGUCCAUGGCGAUUUCCUAUCUGUACAAGUCGAAGGAGCCGGGCGUGCAGGCGUACAUCGGGAAUCGCCUCUUCAGCUUCCCCGACAACGAGGUCGACUUCUACCUGCCGCAGCUGCUAAACAUGUACGUGCACAUGGACACCGAGGUGGGCGACGCCAUCAGACCAUACCUGAUCCAUCGCUGCAGAGCGAGCAUCACCUUCUCGCUGCUCUCCGCCUGGCUGCUUGGCGCCUACUCUUCCGACAUGCACAUCUCCACCCAGCGUCACUCCAGAGGCACCAAACUCCGGAAGCUUAUCCUGUCCAACGAGCUCAACCCUCCUGCAUCUGACGCUCCUCGGCCAUUGUCUGCAUCUGUUUCUGAGAGCCCCUUGUCAUCGCCGUCCCACCGCCGUCACCGCAGACACAACAGCAGCAACUCCGAGGCCCCCUCUGCCUCUGUGGUCGGCCCCGCACCUGAGAGCCCCGGGCCUGGGGAGCCGGAGGUGUUUGUUUCCCCGUCCAGGAGGACCCACCAGAGAUCCAAGUCAGACGCCACCACGGCGAGCAGCGGGCCUGGUGCCGGUCUCCGACGAACUGGCAGUAACCCAAAGGUGGAGGUGGUGCACGAGGAGCCCGAGCGCCUCCGUCCUCAGAGGGAGUUCAUCAAGUCUCUGCUCUGCAUCGGGAAGCGUUUGGCCACGCUGCCGACCAAAGAGCAGAAGACUCAGCGGCUGAUCUCGGAGCUGUCGCUGCUCAACCACAAGCUGCCGGCCCGAGUGUGGCUGCCCACCGCCGAGCACCAGCACCACGUCUGCAGGGUCCCCCACACCCAAGCCGUGGUUCUCAACUCCAAGGAUAAGGCUCCAUACAUCAUUUAUGUGGAGGUGUUGGACUGCGACAGCUUUGAGACAUCUCCUGUUCCUCUUCGCAUCCCAGAGACAAGGAUACGCUCGGCCCGCUCUGCAGAGAACCUGGACUGCAGCACCGUGGCUAAUGGCGGCGGCAGUAUGACAUCAGAGCACAGAGCGGGAAGUUUCUCCACCGUCCCAAACUAUGACAAUGAUGAUGAGGCGUGGGCCACAGAUGAUAUCGGGCAGCUGCAGGUGGAGACAGAGGCUCAGACCAGCAGCAGCGACAACAUCAGUCAGUUUUCAGUCGACAGCAUCACGAGUCUGGAGAGUAAAGAGCCGGUGUUCAUCGCUGCUGGAGACAUCAGACGGCGCCUGUCCGAGAACCUCGCUCACACUCCCACCUCCUUCAGGAGGGACCCUGAGGACCCAUCAGCCGUCGCCCUCAAAGAGCCCUGGGAGGAGAAAGUCAGGCGGAUCCGGGAGGCCUCUCCAUACGGUCACCUGCCCAACUGGAGGUUGCUGUCGGUCAUAGUGAAGUGUGGAGACGACCUGAGGCAGGAGCUGCUAGCCUAUCAGGUCCUCAGACAGCUGCAGUCCAUCUGGCAGCAGGAGAGAGUUCCUCUGUGGAUCAAACCCUACAAGAUCCUCGUCAUGUCUUCAGACAGCGGGAUGAUCGAGCCUGUCCUCAAUGCCGUCUCUUUGCACCAGGUGAGAAAACAGAGUCAGCUGUCGUUGCUUGACUACUUCCUGCAGGAACACGGCAGCUUCACCACCGAGGCCUUCCUCACCGCUCAGAGGAACUUUGUCCAGAGCUGUGCUGGAUACAGCCUCAUCUGUUACCUGCUGCAGGUCAAAGACAGACACAACGGGAACAUCCUGCUGGACUCUGAAGGCCACAUCAUCCACAUUGACUUCGGCUUCAUCCUCUCCAGCUCUCCUCGCAACCUCGGCUUCGAAACGUCUGCCUUCAAACUGACCUCGGAGUUUGUGGAUGUGAUGGGUGGGCUGAACGGAGAUAUGUUCAACUACUAUAAGAUGCUGAUGCUUCAGGGUCUGAUCGCAGCCCGGAAACACAUGGAGAAGGUGCUGCAGAUCGUCGAGAUCAUGCAGCAAGGUUCCCACCUGCCCUGUUUUCACGGCUCGAGCACCAUCCGCGGCCUGAAGGAGCGUUUCCACAUGUCUCUGACGGAGGAGCAGCUGCAGCUGCUGGUGGAGCAGCUGGUGGACGGGUCCAUGCGCUCCAUCACCACCAAACUCUACGACUCCUUUCAGUAUGUCACCAAUGGCAUCAUGUGACCCAAAAUGCUGUGAGGUCACCUUCAGACAUGGGGUUGGAACUGAGUGAAGAUGGCAGCUGGAAUCAGAAACGCUAACAGAUGUUUUUUUUGUUUUUCUGCGCUGCUACGUGAUUUCAUUCAGACCUGACGGACCUCUACUGGACUCGACUAAGCCGGCAGUCUGAGGGAUUACCACUUCUGUUUAGAAGUUGCUGCUGGAAGACGGGAUGGAGACAGAAAUCAUUUCAUCACAUCAUUUCUGAAAAUGUGCAGAUUAGAUUUCCAGCUGCUCGUCACACGGAAACGACUGAAAUCAUCACUGCUGUUUUUAACCAGCUGAUUAAUCAGAUCACUACUAAACCGACCAGCAGCAGAGCUCAUACCAACCGUUUACAGAAACAACCACCAAUAUUCGUUAAUUAGGAAAAGAAAAUAGCUCACACAGUGGAGGAUACAAAAACAUUUUUCUCAACAAAAAGAGUGAAUCUGAAUCUUUCAGAUUCCUCGUAAGCUUAAAUUUAAAAAAAUCUGUUUUUUUCUGAAAAUUUGUCAGCAAACAUCCUGUAAUUACAGACUCUCCUUUUUCAGAGAUGAAACUCUUGUAAUCAUGAAACCCGAGAUUUGCUUUCUAAGGACAGGAGUGCAGAAGUCGCACACUUUCUCCAGAUAAUUUCUCUUCUUUUAAAAUGAAGUGAGACAUGAAACCAUCAGAGGCUCAAAUGCGAGUUUGGUUCAGGCUGACGUGGCAGCAGCUUGUUCCUCAUAAUGUUUAAAUGAGGUCCCGAGUGGACGCGAACACCAGCAGUGACUGAAGGAGUUUGUCUGCUCUCAGAAACAGAAACACUGAGGAAAAAGCACAACAUUAACUUUGUGUUCUCUGCACGCUCAGAGAAAAGGUUUUAGAAAGAAACGGGGGCGGCUGAAAUAUCCGUGUUCCUGUUUGAAAUGCAGUCUGAGAAUAUUGGUUCAUCUUCCAGCAGCAUUCCUCCAUGAGUUGAAUUCCUGUUGUUUUCACCAGACAUUUAUCACAACCACAGCUCGUCAUUAGUGCUGUUUCUCUGCAGUUUCACUAACGUUUUAUCACCGAGCGCGUCAAACGUGUCUGCGUUUGUGGGCUUCCGUGAGUGAAAGUGCCGUAAUUGUUGGCUGUGAAGCACAACUUUCCAGCUUUCAGAAACCAUUUAAACUAAUCUCAGUAAUGGAAAAUGUGCUUGCACAGAUCUGCCGGCAGCGAUAGUUCGGUGUUAAAGGCUACAUUUCCCCUAGCUUCUAUCCCUGCUCUUUGUUUUUAAUUCUCAGACUGCACGAUUCCUUCGUUGUUACUAAAACUUCCUGAUUAUUUUUUUCACUCAGUAAAUUUCCCAGCCAGACAAAUAUGUGUCUUUUUAGCCAAGGCACUGUCAUGUUAGCCAUGCUAAUGGAUGCUACUUACAGCUUAUAGAGUUUGGAGCAAACUCUGGAGACUGUAAAUUAAAGGUUUAAGUUAUAAAAUAUGUUUUAUAUCAUUAGUGGAGAUCUCUGUAUUUUUGUUAGUUUCUGUUUUCACCAAAAGCCUAGCUAUCGAGCUGAAGCUCAUCAGAACAACAUAAUUUGGUGGAAAUAUGAGUUAAACUUCUUCUCACACGAAUAGUUUUGUGUGAUUUUUCUCAAUAUAAAAUUAAAAUAUUUAUUAGUGUCAUUGCUGUAGUAUGUGCCCUUUUACUAGCUAAUAAUUACCAAACUAAAGGCUAACCACCUAGCUGUUGUUGUUACAGAAGAUCAGCAAUAGUCUUAUGAAAACAAUAGAAUGUAACUUUAUUAAAAAUAUAUUGCAGUUGUUUGUUAGAUAUUAACAUGACAGUGUCCUGGUUAAAAUUCUUGCUAGCUUUUUUUUUUUUUCUAAAUAUAAGUUUGAGUUUUUAUUCUUGCAUAACUGUGAUUGGAUGUUAGAAAUCUAAAUGCAACACAAUAAAGAAAAAAAGCCUACUUUUUUCUGAUUGGCUGACUUCCAGUAGCCUGUAGAGGGGCAGCACUUAAUGCUCAUGAGCUGUACUGCCUGUAUGAACAUUUGACCAGCUAGCAUCAGCACAAAAAAAACCCCACAAUAAGUUGCCUUGAGAGCUUUCAUAGAAAUUUUGUGACUUGUUAAUUUAGGAGAAGUAUAAUAAACUAUUAAACAUUUAUCAAAUGUGACAAGUGUCUGGUGAAAAAAAAAAAAUUGGUGAUUUUAGUGUUUGUUAUGCUGUCAUUUUAGGUCUGAUUUCAAUUUCUGAAAAAAAAUUAUUGUAAUCGUUUUUUUUAUUAUUGUAUUUUCUUCAACUCGAUGACUCUGCAGUGUUGGAUUUCAAAAAAGGAACAGGAAGAUUAAUUGUGGCUAUUUUGAGCCAAAAUGGCUGCCCAGCUGCAGCAAAAUGGUUCUUAUGAGGAGAAUUGAACCACUUAUCACUUUGUUACAUGAAUCAAUAUUUACAUGCUAAAAACUCAAUAGUGUUCUUCUCUGAUUGGCCCCAAUAUACAUUCCUGUGGCUAAUGCUGGCCAAUCAGAAGAGGUGGCUCUGUGGACACCGACCUGUUUAUUUUCUUUGAGACUGAUGAUCAGUUUCCUGAACAUGUGAAUGUUUUUAAAUUAACAGCCACUGAAACUAACAUCGUUUUUCUCAGACAUGCUUUCAGUGUUGAGCUAAAACAGUUUCAGCUUUAAUGAUGAAGAUGACGGGACUGAUGCUGUAACGCUGGCUUUAUUCCAGUGUCCUACACAGAGAAACAUUUUUGUGUGUAUUUGGAAUACACUUAUCUACUUAAAAUACUAAAUUAGGAGUUUUUACGAUGUGUUCGUAGCCUAGCUAACAACACAGUUGUCAUGUCUUUAAAUAUUAGCUUGUCCCUCUUGCACUUUGCCGUUUUAUUCAUUGGAGGCUGUCUGGUUGCACAUUUAGCUGCAGUUCCAUUUGUGAUCACAAUUUAAAAAAAAAAAAAAGCUUGUUACUGCUAAACACUAAGCUAAUGGAGCUAGCAGAGUGCAGUUACUGAUUCGUUAACGUACUGCUGGAGUUAGCUGGAGAGCAAUGUUGCAGACCCCUCUAUGACUUUUCAAAAAAGGUACUAGCAACAAAUCUAGCAACUUUUCCCGGCGUUAUGACAUCAUAUAACAGCUUCUAGCAACUUUUAGGACAGCCAAUUGCUACUUUCCCUACCGAGGAAUUGGCAACAUUGCUAGUUGACCAUUAGCAUGACAAUGACUUUGUAGCCAAGUACAUUUUUUUUGUGUGUGUGUGUACAGAGAAAUUUGUAUUUGAAAUUAAUAUUAAAACUAUUAGCGGUAAAGCCAAACUAAAGGUAAAUGAAUUACCUUAUUAUAAAACCAAACUUGGCUACUGAGUCAUUGUCAUGGUAAUGAUAACUACUUAAACUUCUUUUUGCAAAUAUAAAAAAUAUAUUUUAAUAAGUGGAUAUGAUUAUUUUGACUAUUGCAUAUCCUUUAGCUAAAGCUCCUAACUAUAUGCUGGAGUCACUUUUAGCAAACUAAUUAAAAGUUUCCUAUUUUAUUGUGUUACACAACAGACAGACUCUUCUAAAAUUAUUAAAAAGUUGUUUUAUUCUCCUGCUGCAGUUGAUUAUAAGCCAUCAGCAAGACUGCCUGAAACUCACAAAAUCAAUACGUUAAUCCAACUUAUGUUUACAGCAACCACUAAUACCAGGACUACUGUAAAAUAAAACUGGAACGACUGGCUAGCUGAGCCCUUAUUGCAGUUUUACUCCCUGUUGUUUGCGAAUUAUCUUCGUGUUGUUUCUGCUGAUGUUAAUGCAUAAUUAACUGCGAUAAGAGGAAAGGUCGGCCAGUGGAAAGUAGCUGCUUCUUGCUGGAACAAAGCCGGCGUUUGAUGGCACGGUCACACGGCUGAUUUCUGGAUGUUCUGACCACUAUUGAAGGAGAAAGAGGUCUGUUGUUGUGAAUGCAGCAUCACAUUACCGUUAGUCUGAGGUUUACCAGAUUAGCAUUACUCUUGCAUUCAUUCUUGUUAAUUAUUUGUGAAUAUGUACAUGAACGGAGUUUGUUUUCCCGUGAGAAAAAUUGAUGCCUUGAGACGUACAGAAGGUACAAAUUUAUCAAUGCAACAGGAGGGACGAACUGUUCGGCCCUCAGAAGUGCUUUUAUACCUGAUGUUUGACGGCAUCAGGGACAAGUUUCAGUAUUGGUGUCCUCCUCGCUUACGCGCAUUUAUUUACAAUUCAUAGUCAUACAAUUCUUCAACUCUUUACAAAUUUUGUCUAAUGUAAAGUCACUGGUGACCUUUGGUAUCGCUGUUAAAGGCAGAGAUGCCUGUAAAGUAAAGCAGAAUGAAGGCGUUAAAUUGGAUUUUGGAGGAAACCUGUUGGUUGAAACUCGUCCCUGCUCCUGAAAACCUUUCAUUGCCUUCUUUCUUUCAUCAGCUCUGAACACAGUUUCAAUGUGAAAAACGUUUAAGUGCAUUUAUGAAAUGUUUGUCAUUUGUAAAUGAUUCUUUGUUUUCAAUUUUUACUAAAACAUUUAAACACUAAGUCAUCACCGCAGCCAUUUUAGUGUUUGUUUUUCAAAACGCAUUUCUAUGGCAAAUGCUAACGAUGCUAACGUCAUGGUCAACGUUACUUUUCACUGUGUGAAGAAAAAUUGUAUGAAAACAGUCUUCAGUGGUUUCUGAGGUAUUUCACAAACAGCUUCAUCUCAGGAGACAGGAGGAAGCUUCAGAGUGAGGAUGAGGAGUCUGGCCAACAAUGAAGUUACCAUUACCAUGCCAUUGGUGCAUUUCUGCUAACAGAAAAUACACAAAAUAUUAACUCAAAUUUUAUUUUAUUUAAGUGCAAAAUGAUGUGGAAAAAUAUUUUUGUGGAAAUUAGAGUAAAUGAGUGACACAAACCUGAGUCAUUCUGUUUAAAGAUGUUAUCAUUUGGCAGUUAUUUCUAAACUGAUGGUCUGUGAAAUGCUUUAAUUUUCUCUACAUUUAAAUCUGAACCUCGACCCUCUCCUGCAGCUCCUCCUCGCCUCCGAUCAAAUUCAGAAUGUAAAUCUGCGUCUCUACAGCGAGAUGUUGGAAUAUUUGUGUUCAUUUGUUAAAAUCCAGCUGACGAGUGGAGGUGUGUUCCUGUUUGUCUGCCUCAGUUUUUCAUCAUGUACAGAAAACCUCGUCCGUCCUUCACGUCCUGACUAACUGCAUGGCGACUUAUUCAAUAAACCUGGAAC